AAUUGUCAUAAAAGGUUUCCUGAUAAGAGAAUCAAUUACUUAUGUCUUUAUCAUGAGAGGUGCAGCGAUGGAGGUGUGGAUCUAUACUCAUCUACUGGCUGCUAUUAUUGCAUCCUCAAUGUCUUCCCCCACCACGACAGACGCAGCAAUAAAUGAGAUCCAGCAAGCUGCCACAUUAGAUCUUAACUUCAUCAAGAACGAUCUUCAAGAUCUUCAAAAAAGUUAUUCCGACUCAGUUACAACAAACUAUCUAAACUCCGUGAAAAAAUUAUCGAUGGCUGCAAAUGAAACGUACGCAAAUGAAAUGCCAACAAACUCAUCAGGCUAUGAAUCAUCAUGUCUAGAAGCUAUCAUAGACGAUGUUUUGUACAACGUUGAAGAAUUAAAUAUAGCAGUGGCAAUAUGUGCAAAAAUGUCUCAUUCAGGACAAAAAAUGGAAGAAAACAUAAAUCAGUUUAACUUUAUAAUAAAAAGUUUAGAAAACUUCUCAACAAAUCUGACAGUUUUGAUAGAUAAUUGUGCUGAUGAGUAUCCAUUACCAUCUUGGGAUCGAUUGAUGUGUGUGAUUACGCAAGUAGAAUUUAUUGCAAAACAGUUUGAUCCUCUUUUUAAUCAGUUCAAAACCUAUAAUGAACAAAUGAAUGGCCACUUAAUAGUUCUAGAGAUUGAAAUGUCUAAAUGCUACAAAGAGGCUCUUGAAAGAAUGGGUGUCAUCAGUGGAUAUAUACAGAUUGAUUUAGAAGCUUGUAAGUCUAAUAAGUAAUUCAAUUUUAACAAGUACCGUAAUCCCAUUAACACAGUUUUGGAGGGUUAUUUCCGUACAUAUGGGUGUACAUAGACUGUCAUUUUGCCUUUAAGUUUGUUCUUCUGUCCUUAUCUUUUGAAAUAACAAAUAAUGUGUAGGCUAGUUAAUAUUUUCAUGUAUGUAAAUUUAUAAUGUGAUAUUUUUUUGUAAUAGGGGUGUUUUAUAAGUGAUUAUUACAAUGUCAUGUCAUUGUUAGCUUAACUUGCAUGGCACAAAGUACAAGAUACAAACAUACAAUUCAACUACCGUAUUUACAUUCUUUUGUCUUUUAGAGUGGCUUCUUUAUGAACAAGUGAUUCAAUAAUAACAAACAUAAUUUAACGAUCAUUUGUACCCUUUUCUUAUGGACUGCUUUUUAAUAGUUUAUAUUUAGUGUGUAGUGUGGCACAAACAUAUUUUUACAACUUAUUCUAAUGAAAAACAUAGUUUCUGUUGUGAACACAAAAAAGUUAUAAGAUAGAAAAAUGUUGUCAAUAAACAUACCUUAGAGUUC
Macrosteles quadrilineatus (aster leafhopper) is the source of this 1298-nucleotide messenger RNA. RefSeq lists its product as uncharacterized. The transcript has 2 exons. The record is from RefSeq and is a predicted model, not a curated record. Bases 53 to 763 code for a protein of 236 amino acids. Lineage: Eukaryota; Metazoa; Arthropoda; Insecta; Hemiptera; Cicadellidae.